GUGUGUACUGGCCAGUACUUCGAAGAAUGCACUGGGCCUUUGCUUUAUGGGUGAUACGCUUCAUCUUCAGUUGAAGGCGAAGGAACCGAAGCAGCUUCUCUCCAUCACGCCGAUGCGCCUGAUGAAGAUGAAGGAUCGCCCACGCGACGGCGAGAGGCAUCCUUUGCAGGCACCAGCAAGCGAAGGAAUGGUCUGGCAGUGGCUUCCCUACUCGCCUGGCGGGCCUCCGCUGCACUCGCCGGGUGAAUUCUCGGUACCCAUUGACCAAGGCGAAGUAGAUGCCAUCCUCGCAGCGGCGGAGAACGGGCAACCA
Molecule: messenger RNA, 313 nt
Organism: Symbiodinium necroappetens
Lineage: Eukaryota; Dinophyceae; Suessiales; Symbiodiniaceae
Source: the annotation of a GenBank genome assembly